AUGGAUAACGAACCACUGUGUGCCGAAAUCGCCAAUGAAUAUGUCAAAGAAGUAAUGACUAACUCACACACCGCCGAAAGUGAUCAGAAUAAUGAUAGGAAAAGAUUUUACUCCGAUGAUAGUGAUGUUGAGGACAUGUCUGGAGCAUUCAGGGAGCGAAAGAAAAGUAAGAGCUGUUUUGAAAGGGACGGAGAAUCAUCAGAAGGACUCAACGCACAAUUUAUGAAGUUUGCUAAUAGUAUGCAGGAUUCCUUCAAGAAAUUAAACAUGAGGAUAGAUGAUUUAGAAGAUAAUCUGGAAAAGAAAAUAGUAGGUAGAAUUUCACAAUCUAUUAAUGCUAAAAUCGAGGAAAGUGUCAAGAAUCGUGUGACAGCAGAAGUGACAAUUAUGAAGGCAGAAAUUUCUGAAAACAUUAAAACAAUAGAACAUAAAAUUGAGAAUUUGAAAAUGACCAGGGAACCAGUCGACCAGAACGUAGAGAGCAGUCGAACAAAGAAUAUAGUGAUUAAAAAUCUCCUGCCCUGCCAGGCUGAGUUGGUGGUGAUAGGGAGUACAGGGUUGUUGGGGGACGAAUUACUCGACAUGUCACUAGUACGUAUACUAGAAGGAAACGAUAAAUUAAAUAUUCCCGGUUUUGAUUGGUUUGGUCGAAACAGGACAGAUGUGCAUAGAAACGCGAAGAGAGGUUCAGGAGGGGUUGGAAUAUUGGUGAAUUCUGAGAUACUUGGACUAUAUGAUGCUACUGUAUUGGAUGAUUCUAAAGAAGACAUUUUGUGGUUAAAACUAUCGAAUAAGACUCUUCGUAAUAGUGACCUGUGUAUUUGUGCCUGUUACGUUCCGCCUUCGAACUCUACUCGAGCAGGGGACGUAGACACUUUUUUUAAUGAUCUAUUGCAACAAGUUUACUGUUUUCGAAAUGAAGGAAUACUAUAUAUGGCGGGUGAUUUUAAUGCACGAUGUGGUGACGAACAGGAUUUUAUUGCUGGGAUGGAUGAUAUACCAGGCAGAGACAUAAUUGAUACUACAAGUAACCUUUAUGGAGAUAAACUUAUUGACUUUUUGACAAGCUGUAAUUUAUGUAUGCUAAAUGGGAGAGUAUAUAGUGAGCAUGGUUCCAAUAAUUUUACGUGUGUGUCUAAACGAGGAAAAUUUGUGGUUGAUUAUGCUAUUACAACUCAUGAACAAUUAUCAAACUGUAAAUCGCGCAGUGUUUAUCUUAUGUCUGAUUUAAUAAACCUAUGUGGAAUUCAGUUUGAAAAGUCGGUUCCUGACCAUGGACCUAUAAUCUGGACAAUUGAUGUACAAAACGCCACGUCGAAUGCAGAUCAUUUUCCAGUGCUGAAUAAAACUAUACGAUAUGACACUCGUAAAAUACCAAGAGACUUUCUUACAAAUAUUAGCGGUGUAGAAGAAAAAAUUAUUGGACUAGAAUAA
Messenger RNA from Lottia gigantea (owl limpet), 1434 nucleotides. RefSeq lists its product as hypothetical. The transcript has 3 exons. Lineage: Eukaryota; Metazoa; Mollusca; Gastropoda; Lottiidae. The coding region runs from base 1 to 1434 and encodes 477 amino acids. The record is from RefSeq and is a predicted model, not a curated record.